GCGCAUGCGCUGUAUCGGAUCCUUGCUUUUCAACCUCGCAGCUGGACGUUGCUCUUCCUCCUCUUCCUCCUCCUCUUCUUCUGCUUGGUAGCUAGCUAGCACGUAUUCUGCGAUCGUUGGCGGCAGAGGCACGUCUCCGCGAACAGAUGUCUCCGGAACCAGCGUGGAGUGAAUCGAUCGUCAAAAGACUUGUAACCUCCAUGCUCGCGUGAAGGGAAAUUACAGUACAUGAACAGUCCCUCUUGACUGCCAUGAUGCUUGGACUCCAGGGAAAUUCAUCACCGUCCAAAAUUUACCAUUGCGUGGCAUGUUCGGCUUCCUUCAGUGGUCUGGCCUCUUUGCUCGUGCACCAAGCAACCCAUGCCAACACGCUCCCUAAGGUCAACACUCCCACUACAACACAGCCUGACAUGAGCCCGCACGACACUCUGACGGCCAGCCAAAACUCUUCCAGUGAGGCGCACAGUCCACCAGUAUCUCUCUAUAUCUGUGAUUGUGGCAAGGAAUUUCAUGACUUCAGUCUUAUGCUUGAACAUAAGCAAUUGCAUGUCUCUCAAGCACAGCGACCCCAGACGCCAGACGGGACAGUCCUCCCAGGUGCAUUAGAGGCUGAUAAUGGUCUUACUGAGAAUGUAACACCAAGCCCAAAGAUAGAUUUUGUCCCGAGCACUCAGUCUACUUCUGAGUCCUCACUUGUUCAAAGAGAACCUGUUUCAAGCUGUCUAUCUACUAUAGGGUCCUCUCUUGUUCAAGAAGAAUUUGUCCCGAGCUGUUCGUCUACUUCAGGGUCCUCUCUUGUUCAACAAGAAUUUGUCCCGAGCUGUCCAUCUACUUUAGGUUCCUCUCUUGUUCAAGAAGAGCAUACAGCAAAUGAAAGACUGGAAGAAAGAGAUGCAGUUCCAGGAACUCCUCCACAGGAAUAUCAAACAGCGCCAAAAAUUGGUGAACAAUGUGACCAAACAUUGGCAACAAGUGACCCAAUCAAUACGAAAGUCGAAAAUCCUCCACUAGAAUAUCAAACAGCGCCAGAAAUUGGUGAACAAUAUUACCAAACAUUGGCAACAAGUGACUCAAUCAAUGCGAAAGUUGAAAAUCCUCUACAGGAAUAUCAAACAGCGCCAGCAAUUGGUGAACAAUGUGACCAAACAUUGGCAAAAAGUGACACCAUCAAUGCGAAAGUCGAAAAUCCUCUACAGGAAUAUCAAACAGCGCCAGAAAUUGGUGAACAAUGUGACCAAACAUUGGCAACAAGUGACCCAAUCAAUGCGAAAGUCGAAAAUGUCGAAGAAGAGAAGAGCCAGGACAUGCAGAAGCCUGUUGUCAGUGGUGACGAGGGGAAUUUGGCCUCAAAAGACAAAGUAAUGAAAUUACUAGCAUCUGCAUACAUGAAGUGCAACUCAGUGUCUCCAUGUCCAAAUGAGAAUAAUGAGUUUAUAACCCUCAAACAAGAAGCCAUCCCAGUUGAUAUUACUGAUAUCACACCAGUCCAAAUACCUGGACCCCAACCUGAACCUAUCAAUGAUCUCUCUGUGGCAAAAAUGAGGCGAUUGCUCGCAGAGCCAGGCAUCAAGACCAAAGCGCCAACUAUUAGCAAAAUUAUCGAUUGCAGCAGGAAGAAGAUAGUCUCUCUGACAAAAGUGCUCUCACCCGUUGUGGUUCUAGAAACCCGUCAGAAGCUCAGAGAUUCUAGCAACAAUGGCCUCUUUGGGAAAUAUCAAUGCGGCCGCUGUCGUCGCACAUUUCCAAACUCAGACCGACUAACCGAGCAUCACUUCUUGCACAAAAAGGAGAGGAUUAAAUGUUGUCGUCGCUGCAAACAACUCAUCAUUGGGAAGCUGCCUUUCACUGACAAUCAUGUAUGCACUCCAUCUGGGAAAAAGUCUGAUCAGUUGUCCAGCACGUUGCCACUAGCUCCAAAAAUAAUGCCAUUCCAUGGCUUAAACAAUACAAAAAAAUCCUUCUAUUGUCCGGUGUGCAAGCACAACUAUGCCCGCAGGUACAACCUGAAGAAGCAUAAGUGUCAGGGUCCGAAAACAGCCCCAAUCCAGGUAUCUAACUGCACCACUGAUAGAAUGCUAGCCUUAAGAUCAAGCAGUAAAGCAGUACCACUGAGGGACGAUCGCUUUCAACUUUCCAGAAACAUGUGUGUUAGCACUGAUGUACCCGGUCCGAUUAAAGUAGAGGUGACGUCUACCACUUCUGAACAGUCGUAUAUUUCUGAUAUGGCCUGGUCUGGUUUUGCCAAAAGCUUCCCACCGUUUAUGCCCACGCAUUCAAUGAGGGAUCAGCAUAGUGUCAUGGAAAACAGUCAUUUGGAUGCAGCGUCAGUUCAUAAUGACAGCAGCAAUGAAGGCCAGUGGACAAUGCCUUUGGAUGAUGAAGCCGAACUCCUUAGUCCCUCAAUGAACGCUUUUAACGACCUUAAUCCGGGGGAGUCUGAGUCUGAUGCGAUGGCUAAUCAGAGUUAUAUUGUCAGUGAUGGUGUCCAACGUUACCCGUGUCACAGAUGUCAAAAAACUUACAGUCGGCUUUCUACCCUGGAAAGGCAUUUACUCCUCUGCGGGUCGAGGCCUCAGGGUCCUGGGACUGUAUCACCGAGUAGUGGUGGUGGUCAGUGGAUGGCUUCACAAAACAGUGGCACCAAGCCAAUGUAUCCUUGUUUUGUCUGCGGAAGAACCUUCAACCGAAAAGACAAUAUGAUGGCACACAGGCGAAAAUGUCAGUUGCAACAGCACACAAACCAACAGCUGGUACAGCCCAUUUUGUCAGGUGGUGCUAAAGACAGCUCGGAUAAUGAUGCAAACAACUGGGGCAUCAUGUCCCUCCCCUCUGUGCUGCCAAGGAGAGUGACCUGCGAGUGUGGGGUCGGAUUUACAUCUCCAAGAUUGCUUCUGGAGCAUCUACAAAAGCAUGCACAGGAAUCCUACACUUGUCCAACUUGUGGCGAGACUGUCAAUUCCUGGUCCGACUAUGAAGUUCACCUGCAGAUCCACAUGCAUCCUCACCACCAACUGCUGAAGGGGAUACAUACACAGCGGUCACAGCCCCUUGUAUUACGGAUCCAACAACAGCCCCCUCAACAACAGCCCCCAACUCCUCCUGUGCAUCAGCCCCCAACUCCUCUUGUGCAUCAGCCCCCACAAAAACAACCAGUUCCUGUGCGGGCGAGUGUGGGGAAAAAGCAACGGUCCGUAUGCGCGCGAUGCGGGAAUUCAUUUGCCUCCAGAUGUUCCCUUCGAAGGCACUUGGCAUGGAACCGAUGCAAAGGCAGCCGGCCUCAAACUGUGCCCAAAACCUAUCGAUGCUCCCGCUGCAGCUCUGAAUUCCCCAACAUGGUCAGUCUUCUAUUUCACCAGAGGAGCGGCGCCUGCAAACCUGCCAUCAAGCCUGUGCGUUGCCCCGUUUGCCUCCGCUGGUUUGGAACAGUCGACACUCUGCAAAGGCACCUCCUGACUCACAAACAGUCAGAAUCACACCGCUGUGAUAUUUGUAACGGAACAUACCCAAGUCUGAAAUCACUGAAAAACCAUCGCAGGAGGAUCCAUCGCAUCAUGGCUACAAACGUUACGCACCAGUCGCAAGAAUUAUUGACUUAAUUAAAUUUUUUGCUACUAAUUUGUAACAUGGAUGUGGUGUAUUUCAGAAAAUACCACUUUUUGCAUUGUACUUGUAUCAAAUGUAAAUAGAUUAACAUUGACGGUGAUGUUUGUGUUGGGUUUUUUUUAGAAUGAAAUGGAGAAACAUGUUAGGCUUUAUAGCAGAUUUCUGUCGUAAAAUGAAAUGUUCCAUGUGUGUACAACCAUUUUGUCAAGUACUGUACGGUAUUUCAGGUUAAAGGUUGUAAAUAAUUAGAGAUCAAAUUUUAUCCAAUAGUUGUAAUGUAGCUAGCUUGUUCUGGGUGUUAUUAAAUAUACCAAUUGAUUAAA
Molecule: messenger RNA, 3926 nt
Organism: Nerophis lumbriciformis (worm pipefish)
Lineage: Eukaryota; Metazoa; Chordata; Actinopteri; Syngnathiformes; Syngnathidae
Biological process (GO): regulation of transcription by RNA polymerase II
Cellular component (GO): nucleus
Molecular function (GO): DNA-binding transcription factor activity, RNA polymerase II-specific; sequence-specific DNA binding
Source: RefSeq, a predicted model, not a curated record